UCGGAGGCGGCGGCCGCUGUGGAGGAAGUUUCCGCUUUGCACUCCACCCCGGUAGCAGCUUAGCGCCGGGGACAGCUUCCUCCCGCACUUCGCGGGCUUUGCAGCCGCUUCACUUCAGCCCGUCCGGACCAUGGGGUUGCCCAAGGGACCGGAGGGCCAGGAUCUCCCAGAGGUGGAAACAAGGGAAGAUGAAGAACAAAAUGUCAAGUUGACUGAAAUUCUGGAACUCUUGGUUGCAGCUGGGUAUUUCAGGGCAAGAAUUAAAGGCUUGUCACCUUUUGACAAGGUAGUAGGAGGAAUGACUUGGUGCAUCACCACUUGCAACUUUGAUGUAGAUGUUGAUUUGCUCUUUCAGGAAAACUCUACAAUAGGUCAAAAAAUAGCUCUCUCAGAAAAAAUUGUCUCAGUCCUGCCGAGGAUGAAAUGUCCACACCAGCUGGAGCCCCACCAAAUCCAGGGGAUGGAUUUUAUUCAUAUAUUUCCUGUUGUUCAGUGGCUGGUAAAACGAGCUAUAGAAACAAAAGAAGAGAUGGGUGACUACAUCCGCUCCUACUCUAUAUCCCAGUUCCAGAAAACCUACAGUCUCCCUGAGGAUGAUGACUUUCUAAAGAGAAAAGAAAAGGCCAUCAAGACAGUUGUUGACCUUUGGGAUGUUUACAAGCCUCGUCGGAAAUACAAACGCCAAGAGGGAGCAGAGGAGCUGCUUGAUGAAGAAUCUCGAAUCCAUGCUACACUGUUGGAAUAUGGCAGGAGAUAUGGAUUUAGCCGCCAGAGCAAAACAGAGAAGACUGAGGACAAGAAAACAAUACUUCCUACAGCAGCAGAAAAAGCUGAUGCCCACGAUGAAGAUGAGAUUCAAGCAGCUGAAGAGCAGCGUAUUCAGUCACUGAUGACCAAGAUGACUGCCAUGGCCAGUGAGGAGAGCCGUCUUACUGCAAGCUCCGUGGGCCAGAUCGUGGGACUCUGCUCUGCUGAGAUCAAGCAGAUAGUGUCUGAAUAUGCUGAGAAGCAAUCCGAGCUAUCAGCUGAAGAAAGUCCAGAAAAAUUAGGAACCUCUCAACUACAUCGUCGGAAAGUCAUGUCCUUAAACAAGCAGAUUCUGCAGAAGACCAAACAUCUGGAAGAGCUGCAAGCAAGUCAUACCAACCUUCAAACCAGAUAUAAAGAAGCAAAGAAAACACUGACAGAGCUGAAGAGUUAUAGUGAGAAACUGGACAAAGAGCAAGCAGCCCUCGAGAAGAUAGAAUCCAAAGCUGAUCCAAGUAUUCUGCUUAACUUGAGAGCACUUGUAGCCAUGAAUGAAAAUCUGAAAAGUCAAGAACAGGAGUUUAAAGCACAUUGUCGAGAGGAGAUGACACGGCUACAGCAGGAAAUUGAAAACCUGAAAGCUGAGAGAGUCAGACAUGAAAAGACUCCGCCCAGUGGAGACCCACAUGGUGCCCUGACCUCUGUGAUGGCUCAUGACGAAGAUCUAGACAGACGAUAUAAUAUGGAGAAAGAGAAACUUUACAAGAUCCGUUUACUACAGGCUCGAAGAAAUCGAGAAAUAGCCAUUUUGCACCGCAAGAUUGAUGAGGUCCCCAGCCGAGCCGAGCUAAUACAGUAUCAGAAGAGAUUUAUUGAACUCUACCGCCAGAUUUCAGCAGUGCACAAAGAAACCAAGCAGUUCUUCACUUUAUAUAAUACCUUGGACGAUAAAAAGGUUUAUUUAGAAAAAGAGAUUAGCCUGCUGAACUCAUUUCAUGAGAACUUCUCACAAGCCAUGGCCUCCCCAGCUGCCCGGGACCAGUUUUUACGUCAGAUGGAACAGAUUGUAGAAGGAAUCAAGCAAAGUAGAAUGAAGAUGGAAAAGAAGAAGCAGGAAAACAAAAUGAGAAGAGACCAGUUGAAUGACCAGUACUUGGAGCUGUUAGAAAAACAGAGGCUUUACUUUAAGACUGUGAAAGAGUUCAAAGAGGAGGGCCGCAAGAACGAGGUGCUGCUGUCCAAGGUGAAAGCCAAGGCCUCCUGAACCUUCCUCAGCUGUCGUCUGUGUCAUUGAGUUUUCUUUAACACCAUAGAUCGACUACAAGGUCAUGAACUGCUUCUGAAAGCGGCUAGAGGACUGCAGGUGUGAUGAUUUCAGUGCCCUGUUUCAGCUCCGUGCUGGCCGUUGUUGAUGGGAUCAAGCAGUGCAGACGUGGGUCUAAGCCAGGGUCACUCGCUCCAUCACGUGAAGAAACGCGACAGGACUCGUUCUCUAUGUCAGUUCAACUUUUAGUUCUCCAGUUAACAUUGCGCUUACAAAGGUACCUGUAUCUCUACAGACUCUGAAUAAAGAAGAAUUUAUUUGUUCAGCAAG
Molecule: messenger RNA, 2341 nt
Organism: Tupaia belangeri chinensis (Chinese tree shrew)
Lineage: Eukaryota; Metazoa; Chordata; Mammalia; Scandentia; Tupaiidae
Gene: CCDC93
Product: CCC complex scaffolding subunit CCDC93
Exons: 25
Coding region: 131-2011 (626 amino acids)
Biological process (GO): Golgi to plasma membrane transport
Source: RefSeq, a predicted model, not a curated record